UCCCACAGUGUUUUCAAAAUGUUGCCCUUUACACCACAAGAUGGCACCAAUGUAACAUGUUUCUCUGUUCUGGUAAAAUGACACUCAAAAAAGUGCAUGUUUAAAGCCCUGAACAAACAGGCAAGGCCACAGGUGCUGAAGAGAACAUUUAGGCUUAUCUGUAUGGUUGUGGCCAACAGCAGCUUUGUGAAGAGGUGUCAACAACUCAGUCAACCUAAGGCUGCUCUGUUUCCCAUCAGCCUUGACAGCUGGCACUAUGUCAGCCAUCUUCCCAGCUUCAGCCACUGUCAAUCUACUCUAUGUACCAACAAGGAAAUAAAAACAUUGAGGAGACAGGUCAAAACAGGGACACGGUACUUGUAAAAAUGUACUGUGUGUAUGUUAGUUAAGUAUCUUGAAAACAGGGAAUUUUACACAUGCCAGGUGAGAUUGAACGCAGAAGCAUAGGUCUAUAAAAUGUCUUAUUGUUUGUUGUUUCUUUUUUGCAGCAUCGGCCUUUAGUUUGUAGCUGAAUUGGAUUUCAUUUUUGUUGUUGCUGUUUAUUCCCCCAUCAUUGUCCUCAUCUUCUCCUCUUCAAUGUCUUCUCCCCUUUAUCCCACACCCUGAAUACUGAUCUAGAGUGCUGCCACAAUAAAUUUCGCUCAGCUCACCAACCCAGACUUUAUCAUGCUGAGGCAUCUACUGGAGUGACAUCCCCCAAGAUCUCUGUAAAGCAGACUACCUGCCUGGGUCCAACACAAGGGCACAACAAGACCCCUCGAGACAGGUCAGAAAUACCGUUUAUUUGGAGACAGCUAGUCUGGAGGAAACCCUGUUAACUGACUUCAUUAUACCCCCCCUUUACCCGCCUUUGUUUGAGCAUGCAAAUGCAUGGUAGUUAUAGUAGAUCUAGCAUUUGAAUAAACUUUGCCUCUGUGUAGUCUAUCCUGCAUGCGAGUCAGUGUGUGCGUGAGCGGUGUGGGUCAGCAUCUACAUCUACACAAUAAAAUCUUUGACGAUGCCCCGGCUCGCAAGAAAGAUAUAUCAGCUAUAGCAAGGUCAAAUCGAGUCUAAUAAGUAGGCUCUCUCCAAAACUGUCUCUCACACAGGAGCUGUUUGCACCAGUGAUCUCAGGUGAGGUUUAUUUUGAGACAACCCGAUAAUAACCACUCACUGCGCGCGACGGAACUGCCCUGCUGGUCAUUUUAAUUUACAGGUAGGCUGAUCACCCUAAAAAGAUGAACCGUCACACACUGGAGACAAACAGAAGAUUUCCCUCAUACCAGUUGUCUGUUAAUUUGCUGAUUGAAGAAGGCAUUCGUAUACAUGCUGUUAAUCAUUUCUUAGGUUUUUUACUCGGCAGACAGGCUAUUCAUCUUGCCCUUAGAGCAUGCCGGUAAUGUCGUUUAAAUUUGUCAGUAUAGGUAGGCUACUCGUUGAAUUUGUUUAUUGCCGUAUUUCUACUCCAAGUCUUGGGGGGAAAUAACUUUGUUUUAUUUUGCAAUACAGCUAAAAAUAAAAUGCCUGUCAGCAAACCCCUUCACAGCGUUUCAUGAGUGUUUCCUCCCAGGCUACUUAGUUUUCGAACUGCCUUGGCUGUUCCGCUGGAGAAUGUGGAAGAAGAUGCGAGCUCUCACGCACCAAGAGCGUCUGCGCCACGCAAGAGCUCUCUGGAAACCUAUAAGUCAUGUGGCUUAGAUGGAAUUAUUCAAUACCGAAAAGAAGACGAGAAUUAUCAUUUUCGUGCUUUAAUGAGCCUCAGACUUCGAAUUAUCCCCCAGUGCGCCCGGAGAAUGGGAGCCAUCCCUGCUAUGAGUAGGCUACAAUUCGCACGACCAUCCUUAAACCAUCUAAGUUUUAUCCUUCUGGAGCGGCAGAAUUUCGAAGUGAUUGUCUGCAAAUUCAGCACUAGAAGAGCUUAAAAGGGGAAGUUUCAGAGCUAUGGCGGUGUUCAAUGAUGCUGAGUGGUCCUGGAACGACUCUUACCUCAGAAUUCCAGAUGGGAAUUCCAGCAUGGAACAGCUGGAGGCAGAGAGCGAGCGGAACUACUACGCCAUGUUCUACUCCCUGCUUAUCCUGGCCAUUGUGUUCGGGAACGUGCUGGUGUGUCUGGCCGUGGUGAGGGAGCGCUCCCUGCAGACCACAACCAAUUACCUGGUGGUGAGCCUGGCUGUGGCGGAUCUACUGGUGGCCACCCUUGUUAUGCCCUGGGCUGUCUACCUGGAGGUGAUGGGCGGUGCAUGGCUCUUCAGUCGACUGUACUGCAACGUCUUUGUCACGCUGGAUGUGAUGAUGUGCACUGCUAGCAUCCUCAACCUGUGUGCCAUCAGCAUUGACAGGUACACUGCAGUGGUGAUGCCUGUUCUGUAUAACACCACACACAGCUCUCGUAAACGGGUGUCCAUCAUGAUCGCCGCUGUCUGGGUCCUGGCCUUCACCGUCUCCUGUCCCCUGCUGUUUGGGUUCAACACCACAGAUGACCCCACGGUGUGCUCCAUCUCCAACCCAGAGUUUGUCAUCUACUCGUCCGUGGUGUCCUUCUACCUUCCCUUCAUGGUCACUCUGCUGGUCUACAUCCGCAUCUACGUCUUCCUCAGGAGGCGGAGGAAGCGGAUCGCCUUCAGACAGGCCAGUGGGAAAGUCCAGCCAGGAUCCGCUCUGCCGUCUGCGGAGACCUGUUUGCAGGAGACAAUGAAGGAGAGGAGAGAUCUCUCCCCAAUUAGGAUUAAAGUGGAGACCUCAGACCAGCCUCCUCAGGCCAAGGCCCGCCUCCUCCCGAGCUGCCUGCGGCCUAACAAGCCACGCACGGCCCCUGUGGAGAACUCACUACUGCCCCCGGUGGACCUCCAGAAUUACUGCAGCAUCAGCCAGGCCUCCUUCGCACGCACCGAGCAGGAUGGGUCGCCCCACGAUGGAGAGGACGGGGACGGGGAGGAAGAGGAGAAGGAGGAGGAGGAGGGGUCGACAGGCGAGAGGACGCGGGGCGGCCUCACCCUGAGACGCAGCUGUGAAGUGAAGGACAUGUCCAACGGGCGGACGCACACCACGCUCCGUCCGGCGCCAGGUCCCGUGCUCCGCCCGAGCCAGCUGCGGAACAGAAACAUGCAGACACGGGAGAAGAAGGCCACACAGAUGCUGGCUAUCGUGCUGGGGGUCUUUCUCAUCUGCUGGCUGCCCUUCUUUGUGACUCACAUCCUGAACACCCACUGCCGGACGUGCUACAUCCCCCCGGAGCUCUACAGUGCCUUCACAUGGCUUGGCUACGUCAACAGCGCCCUCAACCCCGUCAUCUACACCACCUUCAACAUUGAGUUCCGCCGCGCCUUCAUCAAGAUCCUCACCUGCUGAGAUCCUCCCCCUCCCCCUCACACAAACAAACACGCAUACUCACAAGGAUCCAUGCGGAAAAGGAUCAUCCACGUCACACUCGUUGCAGAACCUGACGGAGGAACCAAGAACAAAGAGAGAGAGUGUGCAGGGGGAAGUGAGGAAACAAGGACACGUCCUAAGGAGGAAGUCUGCUAAGAAGGACUUGUCCUCUUCUCAGCGAGCCACAGCACUGCUGUCUGACCAACUGUAGAGACUCUCUCGCUUGCCAGCACCUGCCUCAUGUCAAUGGCAGCGUCCUCUCCCCACUUUUGGCACACCAACGGAGCCUGUCAGUGUUAUCUUCAUUGGAGUAAUAGCAACCAGCUGCAGCCGGGAGCUUGAAUUGGCCCGACUCGCUCCCACCUUCAAGUGCAGGUGUUUUCGCUAAUGGCGCAGUGAUCCGUAUCUUGAUGUAGUCACUUGCCGAGAGGAGCGCGAAGAAUGUGAGGGACACGAUGGGAACCUUUGUCCCAUUUCCCCAUUUCGUGUGCUUCCUGUUACCCCUGAGUGAAUGACUUGAGACAGAUUCUCAGUCUCCAGUUAAUCAAUACAAACUUGACAAGUUGCCAAGCGAAGGCAUUCAUCGAGCCCAUCUCACAUCGUGCCAUUAAAGACUGAGAUCUCCUCACUAUACUCAGCGAUCAGAAAUAAAUAAGAUGUCAUGUGAGGAUUGCCGUCAUGCUCGCUCAGAUUGUUUGUGUCCUCAAAAAAACUCUGCAGAUGCGCAUCACGUCACAUCGCCUAUCUUUAGCUGUCCAUUGCUGCCUCAAGCACGUGUUAACACUCCAGCUGUCUUUGAAGAGUUUUUUCGGUGUAUGUCGGCGUGUUCGAGAUUAUCAGUCACAAAUGCCUUGGGAGGCUUGUGUUUUUUUUUGUUUUGUUUUGUUUUGUGGGGCGUCGGAGGAAUCGCAUGGAAUUUCUUCAAGGAAUUCACAGAUUUGUCGCAGGGACCAUGAGCAUACGGUGAUUGACAUUCACAUGGCGCUUAAGAAGAUCUGAGAGCCAACCCCCCCAACCCCCCAUGCCUUUGAUACCAGCUUUCCUGGCAGGCAGGGCCCUGUAUGCUGUCACCGUAUUGGACUCUGGAGACUAGUGGGAGGUGGGGAGGAUUGUCAUGGAGUAGGAAUAUGUAUAAAAAUGUGCUUCUGUGUUGUGUGAAUAAAGCUAAAUGCAUACUUGGCA
Alosa sapidissima (American shad) is the source of this 4530-nucleotide messenger RNA. It is a transcript of the gene drd3, whose product is annotated as dopamine receptor D3. The record is from RefSeq and is a predicted model, not a curated record. NCBI's taxonomy places the organism in Eukaryota, Metazoa, Chordata, Actinopteri, Clupeiformes, Clupeidae. Gene Ontology annotation, cellular component: membrane. Gene Ontology annotation, molecular function: dopamine neurotransmitter receptor activity, coupled via Gi/Go; G protein-coupled receptor activity. Bases 1921 to 3327 code for a protein of 468 amino acids. Gene Ontology annotation, biological process: adenylate cyclase-activating adrenergic receptor signaling pathway. The transcript has 8 exons.